Leptosia nina is the source of this 426-nucleotide messenger RNA. Lineage: Eukaryota; Metazoa; Arthropoda; Insecta; Lepidoptera; Pieridae. The record is from the annotation of a GenBank genome assembly.
AUGUCGGCGCAUCUUAAUUGGAUGAUCAUUCGUAACAACAAUGCGUUCCUGGUGAAAAAACGCAAUAUAAAAAAGCCGUUCAGCAAGGAACCAAACAAUGUAACUAACCUAAACGCCUUCAGGUACAACGGUUUGAUUCACAAGAAGACCGUCGGCGUGGUUGAGAAUGAAAACCCCAGCAGGAAAGGCUUCACAGUCGUGUACAAGAAGGCAAAGGCAACAAACAAGCCCGCCAAGAACCUCAUUAAGCGUAGUUUCAAGGCUGGUGCCAGAAGAUCACUGCACAAAGCUAAAAGGCUAUUGAAAUGCAACAACUACCGUAAGGACCUAAUCAAAGCCACUUUACGACGUGCCUCAGCAAUUCUUCGUUCCCAACGGCCCAUUAAAGCGAAGAAACCGAAAGCCACUGCUGCAAAGACAGAAUAA